This is a messenger RNA of Pristis pectinata (smalltooth sawfish), 2434 nucleotides long. It is a transcript of the gene cpz, whose product is annotated as carboxypeptidase Z. Gene Ontology annotation, molecular function: metallocarboxypeptidase activity; zinc ion binding; protein binding. NCBI's taxonomy places the organism in Eukaryota, Metazoa, Chordata, Chondrichthyes, Rhinopristiformes, Pristidae. The transcript has 12 exons. The record is from RefSeq and is a predicted model, not a curated record. Gene Ontology annotation, biological process: proteolysis. The coding region runs from base 128 to 2065 and encodes 645 amino acids.
AGAGCCACCUCAGCCGUGCAGUGACCCUUUCACCCACUAUCUUAUUUCGCAAAGCUGCACGCACACAUAAUAGAAGCCUGUCGUCUAGCGGCGUUAUCAAAGAACAGUGCAGACAAACGGAGCAAAAAUGAACCUGGUCCCGUUUGUUUUGCACGUCCUGCUUGUCACAAUAGUACAUUGUGCUCCAAGGUGUGAGCCCGUCGAUCAAGCACUAGGACGAUGUCAGACCCAGCCUGUCGAGACAGCACAAUGUAUAAACAACCAUCUAAGUUACUGUACUGGUGUGUCUUACUCAAAGAUUAUGUUUCCCAACCUAAUUGGUCAAACGUCACGAUCAGAAGCUGAAUUAAGUCCAGAGUAUGUCCUUAUUAGUGUCUUGGACAACUUGCUGAAUGGAGAAUGCACUUUCGACCUCAAGUUGCUGGGCUGUUCCAUCAUAGCGCCACGAUGUGAAAACAAUGUGAUUCUGAAACCUUGCAGACGUUCUUGCGAAGCACUUAAAAAAGACUGUCAGCAUACAUUUAAAAUGAUAAAAAUGGCAUGGCCAUAUUUCAUGGACUGCGACCGGUUCUUUGUAAGUGAGGAAGAAGGUUGCUAUGAUCCUAUAGGAAAAUACACAGAUGCAAGUUUGACAGAGGUGCCUGAUGUGCUACUUACCGCACUAGAAUUCAGACACCACAGUUACUUGGAGAUGACAAAGCUGCUGAAACAGACUGUAUCCGUAUGUGCAGAGAUAUCAACUUUGUACAGUAUCGGCCGUAGUUAUGAAGGCAAAGACCUUCAUGUAAUUGAAUUCUCAGAUAAUCCUGGGGAGCAUGAAAUACUUGAGCCAGAAUUUAAAUACAUUGCAAAUAUGCAUGGCAAUGAAGCAUUGGGAAGAGAGCUGCUGAUUUAUCUCGCACAAUAUUUGUGCUCUGAGUAUUUAAGUGGAAACCAAAGGAUUCAGAGUUUAAUCAAUAACACCAGAAUCCAUCUUUUUCCUUCUAUGAAUCCUGAUGGCUAUGAAAUAGCAUCUGAAGAGGGCCCUGGGUAUAAUGGAUGGGCUACUGGACGGCCAAAUCUUCAAAGCAUCGACUUGAACAGAAAUUUUCCAGAUCUAACAUCACAGUUUUAUCGAGAAAGAAGAAAAAGGAGAGGUCGCAUUGAUCACAUUCCAAUUCCAAGGUCAUACUGGAAUGGUAAGAUAGCACCCGAGACACGAGCAGUGAUAAAAUGGAUGAAGAAAAUACCUUUUGUUCUGUCAGCAAGUUUUCAUGGUGGAGAUUUAGUGGCUAGUUAUCCCUUUGAUGCAUCAAGACUUCCAGGAGAAGACAAGUAUUUUUCACCCACUCCAGAUGAUCAGAUGUUCAAGUUGUUGGCUAAGACCUAUGCAGAUGCACAUCCUGUGAUGUCAGAUACGUUAAAGGAAAGAUGUGGAGGGAACUUUGCUGAAGAAGGAGGCAUUGUAAAUGGAGCACAGUGGUACAGUUUUGCUGGAGGGAUGCAGGAUUUUAACUACCUGCACACAAACUGUUUUGAGAUAACAUUAGAAAUUGGCUGUGAGAAGUACCCCGCUGAUGAGGAUCUCCAAACAGCCUGGCAACAAAACAAGGAGGCCCUCUUGACCUACAUGGAAAUGGUGCACCAAGGAAUAAAAGGGAUCGUGAUGGAUGACAGAGGAAGAAGAAUUAAAGGAGCACGAAUCAAAGUUAGAGGGAUCCGACAUGAUAUCCUUUCAGUUGCCAAUGGAGAGUACUGGAGAUUGCUCCCUCCAGGCACACACUACGUAAGCGCAUAUGCUCAAGGUCACACGCGGGUUUUGAAGAAAAUAUAUUUACCUGUUAAGAUGGAAGGGGCUGGUCAUGUGGACUUUGUUCUGCGUCGCCUGCAGCCUGAUAUUGAAAUUGAGCCUUCGGAGGAAGACAUGGAUGAAAUAGAUCUGCUAGAUCAUCUUGAGAGGACUGAGGGGAGAUAUGAAGAUGAAGAUGAUGAAUAUUCAACUUCACGUGGAGAAAAGCCUUGGUGGUGGUCCUUCUUUGCCACUUUGGGACAGAAUUCGCCAGACUGGCUUUUAAUAAACAUGUAGUUUCUGCUGUGGGUAUCAUAUUAAGUGGAAGAUACACCAGCAAGUUUGCAUUAAUGAGUACAUCAGUGAUUUUUACUUUAGUAAAACAAAGUUAAUCCCCUGGGAUUAACAAUCUGGGAAACAAUGUAUUUUGCAAAAAUAUUUUGUUAAUAUUUUAGUCCUGAGAAGUCAAAUGUAAUUGAGUGUCCUAAACUCAAGAGGGCAUCAGUGAUCACAGUAUUAUGUAAUAAGCACUAACUCACAUGCAUUGUGAAUCAUAAUGUCCCAUGCAUGCCUGCAUAUUAUAGCACAUGUUGCCUAUAUCAAAUGAAGGGGUUUUAGGAGAUACUUCAUUUAUAAUUUUUUUAUAUUAAAAGAUAUUUUCUCUCA